This is a messenger RNA of Geodia barretti, 1005 nucleotides long. The record is from the annotation of a GenBank genome assembly. NCBI's taxonomy places the organism in Eukaryota, Metazoa, Porifera, Demospongiae, Tetractinellida, Geodiidae.
AUGAACGCCGGUAAACCCACAAUUUCCAUAGUUGCCACCGGAGGAAGCAUAGCCGGCGUCGGUCCUGACCGUCUUGACUAUAUUCUUUAUCCUGAAUUGGGAGAGCACAUAACCAUAGAACAGUCGCUUGAGCGGAUUCCGGAAUCUGAAUUCCUUGCCCAAGUUGAGCCUGAGGACUUGAUAAGUGUGGGCAGCACCGCCAUCGGACCAGAAGAAUGGCUGAAGUUAACCAAACGUAUAAAUUCUCUUCUGGCUAACGACCAAAUUGACGGAGUCGUGGUUACUCACGGUACAGCAACUCUGGAAGAGACAGCCUAUUUUCUUCACCUAACUGUCAAGUCUGAGAAGCCGGUGGUGCUGACGGGAGCAAUGCGCCCCCCAACCGCCAUUGGCACCGAUGCCGACCUGAACCUGCUGGACGCCAUCAGGGUGGCAGCCAGCCCGAUUUCCUUCGGCAAGGGAGUGCUGACGAUUCUGAAUAACGAGAUUCAGUGCGCCCGCGACGUGGUAAAGACCAACACCUUCCGUGUUGAAACCUUCAAGCCCAAUGAACUGGGAUUCCUGGGCUACGCAGAUUCCGACGGCGAGGUUGUGUUCUACCGGGCGCCGCUACGAAGGCACACAACUACCACCGAGUUCCAGGUAGACGAAAUGAAUACCCUACCCCGGGUGGAUAUCGUUUACUGUUAUGCCGGUUCAGAUGAGUUGCUUAUCAACGCAGUACGGUCCAAUCACUCAGACGGCCUGGUGCUGGCCGGGUUUGGUGGGGGAAGCUUUCCGCCCAAAGCGAUAGAAGCAGCGGCGCAGGCAGUGGCAGAGGGAAUUCCGGUGGUACUGGCCUCCCGUUCCAUCGCCGGAAGGGUUGUAAUGACACCGCGAAAAGAAGAGCAGCAAUUUAUCGCCUCCGAUAACCUGCAACCGCAGAAGGCACGAAUAUUGUUGAUGCUGGCCUUGACUGCUACCAGGGACAGAAAAGCCAUACAAAGAAUGUUUGGAGAAUACUGA